GUGACAUCCGCCGUCCCAGGCACUCACGCGCUGUCACACGCUGUCAUACGCUGUCACGUCUCUGCACUGGCUCUAUCACUGAAAAGGAUAGGUUCCCAGGCGGCACCACGAGGAGGUUGCAGAGUCCGAAUUUCGCCGCCCACAUCGCUCGAGGAAAAGCAUCUCGGCGGCAUCGUUGGAAUGAUCAUCAACGGAAAACAAAGGAAAUGCAGAACCGUUGCUCGGCCUCGUCGAGAAUGUCCAUUCGACGGAAAACAAGAAAAUGCAGAAACCGUUGCUCGGCCUCGUCGAGAAUGUCCAUUCGACGGAAAACAAGAAAAUGCAGAAACCGUUGCCCGGCCUCGUUGGAAAUUCAUCAACGGCACCGCUAUAUGGCAGCGUCAACGCAGGGUCAACGGCAUCUCAGCGAUGGGGCGGGGCUGGAAGCCCAGCCCACCAAGAAAACUCCCGAAUCCAAAAGAGUCAAGCCAGCUCGUUGUGCAAUGACAUCAGAGUCCCACUGUACGCCUUUGGAAAACAAACAUUCUUGCAUCUCGAACAAUCGCUGGGUGAGCGUUGUGGCGGGGGUUUGAGGGCAAACAUCAAACUUGCAGAUUCCAGAUGAGCAAACGGCCGCGGUGGACUUUUGGCAGGCUCGAUCUAGACCAGGUCUGGAUUGGACGAC
Colletotrichum godetiae is the source of this 664-nucleotide messenger RNA. RefSeq lists its product as uncharacterized. The transcript has 3 exons. Lineage: Eukaryota; Fungi; Ascomycota; Sordariomycetes; Glomerellales; Glomerellaceae. The coding region runs from base 207 to 572 and encodes 121 amino acids. The record is from RefSeq and is a predicted model, not a curated record.